AAGUGCCAUAAUGAUUUGAAUAAGCAACCUGAGGGCUUCUCAAAAUUUUCGUUUUUUCUACCCGGCGCUUAUUCGAGAGUGGUACUUGAAAGAAGCUGAACGCGUUUUCAAAUCAUCAUGGAGUAUUUCCCUUUAAAUGUCUUCCAAAAUAGCAAAAUACGCCUUGGUACCGUAAACUUUGAAUAGCGUUAAAAAGCGGAAAUAUGACAUACCAAAAGCACGCCGGAUACUGACCAAGAAGGUACGAGGAAAUAUAUGUCCUAGUGUUGUUCCAAAUUAGAGGAAGAGGAAGCUUGAUGCGCUUGACUGACUCCUCGGUUUUGGACUGAUUAGCGAUCACUAACGUCUCGCUUAAUUCAAGAAUCCAAGAGAAGAAACUCUUGGAUCCAAGAGAAGUUUCUCCAUUUACACAAGUCGACUGAUUCUAAAACGCCUUCUUGAGUAGAUGACCUUGAUUGCCUGAUGGUUUUAAGUCGCCACCGUACUUUUUAGCAACUUUGGAUUUCCCUUCGUCAUUUUUCGGCAUUUCGAUUGUUGCAAAUUCACGGCGGCUGUACUCCUUUAGGAACCGUAUUUUACUAUCUGCCUGCAGGAACCCUAACUAGUUGCUGGCCUAUUACUUGCCAAGUUUCUCAUCGGCCUGAAAUUCGUACAAAACUUAAUUUUCCGAAAUUAAUAACAUUUUAAAGACAGUCCUUUCUAAUUUGUUGGAGCACAGGCUUGGUACUAUAGACCAUACAAGGCGGUUGUUGUCAUCAAACCUCGAAACUGUGAAACAGCAGUGCCGAUUAAAUCUGACGAAAUACGAUAUACGAAACCAAGUAGUUUAGUUUUAAUUCUUUGAAAAUGCAAAAAAGAGCGGAAACAUGUUAUACCAUUACUGGUGGUUUUCAUUCUUUUCUACUAAAAGAAUACGUUUUCCUUCUAACUUGUGAAGAUACAUUAUUAAUCAAAAAUUAGAAUUUAAUUAAAAAAUGUCCAGUACUCAUUUUUAAAAGAAAACUGCUUUGAGAAAUGACAUAUAGUAGAAUCUAGUUUCAUAACUGGUUUUACGUUAGACUCUUCCUCAAUAUUGUUUUUGAUGCCUUAUUUUGUAAGUUGUUAGAGAAGCUUCAACCGGGAAUGCUUUGUCCCCGCUCCACUGUUGUAUAGGUAUCGGCAUACAUAUUACUGCAUGAUAGAAAGAUAACCUUUAAAAUAUCACUGAAUGAUAACAUUUUCAAACAUUUUGAUGAAGUGAGCAAAGUUGUUUGUUCAUUACAAAACGACCAAACAUGCAAUAGAAACAUAUGUCUCUUUAUUAUUGAGUGUUCAGAAAACAGUAAUUUAUCAAAAGGGUGUAAAAUAUAAGAUUCUGCGGGGAUUACUUUUUCAUUUGAAACGUCAGCUGGUUUCUGUUGUUUGAGUGUUUUAAUUCAGUAUCAUGAAAUUGUAGCUUAACCAUCAAUUUAUAUUGUAACUAGGCUGUUUGUAGAGUAACAGAACUGAAUUAUGUUACAUAGGAAUCGGGAAUUGAUGAAUAAGCAUUCCUAUCAUUGCCUACCCUGGGUGCCAGAGUCUCGAUUAUUUAGUCUCCGAAAUUUUUUUAGAGAGCCGUACUUGAUCCCCGGAUUUAUGAGGCUCUGGUAACCAGGGUACUUAUUGCCAAACCAACUGCUAUAAUUCUAUAAGAAUAAAUCAAUUGUUUUUGUUCAGGUUCAUCCAUUCAUCCAUGCUUGGCUAGUUCAUUUUGCCAUGCAAGGAAGCAAUUAAUACUGGCAUGUUAAAAGGGGCUGAGCUUCUGAAUUAUAGCUAGGGGAGCCCCCUCCAAGGUACCCCUGCUUAAAAAAUAAAUGUCUGCAGUAAAGUAAGAGCGUUAGAAGGUUAGAAGGACGUUCCAAAGACUUAUUGCAAGAUCGUUAAGUAUUUAAGUUAGAUUUGCAGAGGUUAUCGUAUUUGCUAAGGCAUCUGAUGGAAAGAUUAACAAAGGUAAUGUCAGAUUACUGAGAUGAAAGAGAAGCAACACGUGGAGGAUAUUUUUGCACCUUUCCUAACAACGUUGGAACUUAGAAUUCUUGAAAAGUCCACUGUUUGUUCAAUUAUUUUUAAACCAUCAUUACGAUUUCUCAUUGCAGGUUAAUCAAGGCAAUAUUUAUCACUAGUUUUAACACAAGUGUAGAAACUAUAACUAAAAACAAUCAAUGGCUUUGAGGGUCACGAAGAAGUUGUGAUAAUAAAAAUCAUGAUUAGAGGGUGAACAAAUAUGGCUCAGAAUGACCAAUGUCUUGGUUCUUUCGAGUUUGAGGUAUUAAUUGAUUCUAUAAGGAAGUGUUAGAGAAAGUUCAAAGAAGUGCAAAAAGCUGGAUGAAAUGAAAAUUUGACUCAACAGGGCUCCCGUAUUCAGAAUCAGUUCGUACAACCUUUUACAAACACAAGCUUUCAUUGUCGAAGAAUUCCCAUGAAAAGUAAUGGAAGAAGACGACUCAUUGUCCCAUCGUGUGAAUAGUUCUUCUGAAAGGCGUCUUUUCGUUAAUAUUUUCAAAAAACCGGUGGAGCUCUAUUUUUUUUUCUGUUCAACGGAUAGCCUUUUAAUUUAAAAUAUCCUCAGUUUUAGAUGACAUGUUUUUUCAGCUUUUCAGGAACUAGAAAGACCCUUCUUUCAUUGCUUGAAUUUCCUCAAUGUUUACAGUAAAAAUGAAUUUUAGAAAUUCUCAUCAGAAAUAGAUCUUCCUUUUUUCGCAUGAAUAUAUGCUGAUAACAUAUACAUUAUUAAUUUAACUUCAAAUGGCUCGAUACUUUGUAACCACAACUGGAAGGAAAAUUGUGGCUGUUUUUGAGGAAGUUGAUUCUUUGCCAAUUCCUUUCCACGUGUUUUCUAUGUGGAUUGUUGGCAACUUAGAAAAGGGCUGGGUAUUUUGGAUUUUGAACAUUUUCAUUCAACGAUGGAGAACUAUUACAAAAUAGGCCGCAAACUCAUGAAUGUACUUUCAGAAGUAAAAAACACGACCAAUUCUUCAGAUGUAAAGUAUCUCGACAAAGUGAGAGUUGAUGUGAAUGCUUUGCUUCCUGCCUAUUUGAUCAUACUGGUAGCUUGUGUGAUUGGAAAUAGCCUUGUCUGUCUCACUGUCAUUAAAAACCCAGACAUGAAACGAAAAAGAUGGUACUACUUCUUGAUGAAUUUGUCCGUUGCUGAUAUGGGAUUCGCCCUUGCCACCCCUGUACAUGUGCUCCAGUUCUCUCGUGUGGAUAUGGGUGACAUCGGAUGCAAACUUGGUGUUCACAUCAUAGACACAUUUAUGAUUACGUCGAUAAUGACCCUGGCUUAUAUCAGUAUUGAUCGCUACAUCUGCAUUUGCUUUCCCAAGGUUGGCUACACCAAACGUGCCAAUCCUAUUUUGAUUAUAGCAGCUAUUUGGAUGUUGGCAAUGUUAUUUUUGAGUCCUUUCUCUAUAUACUGUCGGAAAAGCAACUUUGCAGGCAAUUGCUGUGAUUGUCGCUAUGCAUGGCCAUCUCCGACCCACUAUAGAGUCUAUAAAUUCCUGCUUGCAGCCAUUUGGUUCCUUAUUCCUUUUACGACUAUGAUUUUCUGUUAUACAAAGAUCGUCCUACAGCUAUGGGGAAGGAAGGGAGAAAGUAAUUCCAUCGACAAUGAUCGAUCAGGCAAAAAGAAACGCAGUAUCAAAAUGAUGAUUUUGGCAACUUCGCUGUUCUUUUUUUCAUGGUUUCCCUACACUAUGUUGUAUUUGCUAAAAGAAAUGAAGGUUGGCAAUCCACGAGUAGUCGGAAAAUUCUGGCUUUUAAUUCAACUGAUUGCGUUUGCCAAUUCUGCAUGGAAUCCAUUUACUUACUGUAUCUUCAGCACAGAUUUCAGGAAAGGGUUCAAAAAGAUAUUAUUUUGGAAAAAGACGUCCGGGGAAGCACGAAUUCAGGAAGCACGUAGGCAACAGUCUGAUAUGGAGCAAAAUUGCAGCAGUAAGAGUGACAACUCAGCCAAGAAAACAGAAAGUGAGGGUCUGUGAGAUACUGCAAUAGCUUGAAGCAAUGCAGAUUGACUAUUCUGACGACUGCUUAGUGUAUAUUUUCGUAUGAAAUUAUAGAUUCGUACCCUGUGUGCAACAGACUCCAUUAUAUAGUCUCAGAAAUAUAGUUCGAAGCUAGUCAUAGAAAUAUUUUUUGAGCACCGCAGUCGUCUACAAUACUUUAUCCACGGAUCCGAGGCUUGUACCCAGUUUAUAGAUUAGAUACUCAAGUAGACCUUUUAAACAAUUUUUUACGUUAAAUGCAGUCUUAAUAUAUGAAAUAUGACAUAUAUGUAUUUGUUUCUACCUAGAACCCGAAGGUAGUUUUUACAGGACACUGAGAAGCUGAUCCUCCUUCUCGAUGUGAACAUACCACUGACCAUACCACGUGAUAUGGCUGUCUGUAACUCAUCCUUCAAAGAAAUGACGAAAAUUUUAAUGCCUGAUCGCAGCCCUCCCAGCUCCUUUGUCUCCUACACCUAUGAAAAUCAGAUUCUGAUCGCAAUUUUUUCCUUUAUAUAUGUUGCGGGCUCAUGUACUCCUAUUGGGGGGCCCUAUUGGAAAAAUUACAGAUAUUUUCUAACCUUUUUAUUAGCCCCUGCGGGGGAUUUGACCUCUCAGUCACUUCUUGUUGGCUUUUGUUUACAAAGCUUCUUUUUUGCUGGGGUUACAUCCGAAUUGAUAACGAUCACAGCAUAGUUAAUCACAGUAAGUCUAUUUUGAUUUUAUUUUUGAUUGAAGAGAUGAUUAUUUUUCGUAAGAAAACUGUAACCUGAAAUUUUGUUAUUUUGGAAUCAAAGAAAUGUCAAGAAGGUCAUGAAUCAAAGUUGAUUCUGUCGGAGAGGUCAGCGGUUUGGGAAAUAGCCUAGGUUAAAUAAACCAGUUUUAAAAAAGGCAAAAUCAAUGUGUUACAAAGAUGAUAUAAAACUAUGCUCUUCACAGCAGCAAACCCCAGCCCCUAUAAGUACGAGUGCCUCACAGCUUUUGUGAAAGUGUGCACCCAAGUUUUGAACAAAAUUUAAGUAAUCAAGAAGCUGUGCUCAAGAAGCUGAUUAAAAUGUAGGGCAAGGAUAGCCAAGUAAAGCAAUUAGUGUUUCUGAAUGAAAGCUGCAUAAGGUGCUGUGUAUAGCUGACAUCCAGUUAAUAUGGCUGAUAAUGACAAGAUCUUAGGUACUCCUCCAGCCCUGAACCCAAUGUGUGGGUGCGCAAAAACAAUAGAAAAUGCCAGAGGUGCCACUCAGGUAUCCCACUGGGGAUGUUCCACUUGUGUGAGGCUGGCUCAGUUGUUAGAGGCGCUGACUACAGACCACAGGGUCCGUGAUUUGAGUCCCUGGCAUGACCAAACUUUCACCCAGAGUGAGGAGAGUUGCCAGCUCUCUGUAAUUCCAGGCAUAGGGAUCACGAGGUGUGGUCACAUGGAGAGGAAGGACAAGGACACUGCAUGAUAAGCAUAAGCUUCUUAGUGUCCUAAAAACUACCUUCCGAUGAUAGGUAGAAACAAAUACAAAUACAAAUACACAAAGUCACUGCCAUUUGGGGGUGCCAGUAUAAUCAAUUUAUCCAAACUUGGAUUUUGUGCAUCUAGUAUUUAGGUCAAGGCCCACGCCAUGAAUUUGAAAGUGGGGGGCCAAGGCUUCUUCCCCUUUUACUGACAGCUUUAAACUUACUUGCUUUGCAAAAAAGUGGGGCCACCUUGCCCCCUGGUGGCAUGGGCCCUGUAGGUGCACCCUAAGUUACACCAUGUUUGCAUCUUGGAUGCACCACCCCAUGCUAUGAAUAAUGAGCUGACAUCAUAUAUAUGCUUGGCCUUUCUCACCGGCAGAAGGCAGUGCCUUUGGAAGAAGAGCCCUUUGCCUCAGGUGGAUCAUGAUUAAAUGAUAAUGAUAAAUGCAUGAUGGAAAAGGUCAUUGGGAUUUUUGGGCAUACCAAUCGAGAAAUUUUAAUGACCUUGGCAUCUCAAGUCCUGCCACUUUCCCCUUAAUAAUUAUUAUAACCUAUUAGUAAAAGAUACUUGAAGAAUAAUCUGCAAAAAGCUGCUCUUAAAAAGAACAGGAAUUUAGCACUUUUUCUGAAUUUUAAUCAGAGUUCAAGAUCUUCUUCCCAGGAGUUACAAGGAAGUUGUCUCACUUGGAAUACCCUACUGGCUAAUUGCAAGCUGUGCAUCCCUUUCCAGCCUUAAGCAACUCUCACAAAAAUUAAAACAUACUAAUUAGGGGGAAAAUUGCCCCUCCAGCCCCAGUGACCACAUUUUUAAAACAGUAGGCUAUUGUUCUCCUCUUAACAAAGGCAGAGGCUUGCCCCUUAGCUGAUUCCCUUCAAAAAGGCUAGUGUCUUGAUGAAAUAAUAAAUGGUAUGUUAAAAAAGUGGUUAAAAAGUUUCAAACAAUGGUGUGGUUUUAAACAAUGACUGUAAAGUUGUGGUGAAAAAAUUUCAAUUUUGCUAUUAAUUGAAGUCAUAUUAUUAGUUGAGUUUUAUUGUUAUGAUGUCUUUUCAAGAAUUUACUACUCUGGAAUAGCAAGAAAUUAAUGCAAGAUAAUUAUUUGCAGCAUAUAACACGCCUUCCAGUUUCUGGUCCCCUCUCUCUCCACAAGAUCAUUAGCAAUUAAGGCUUCUAGACCUUAGUGGGCAAUAAAACUUUCCAUUUUAAAUUCUCUUAUCCGUUUGUGUAAAGUUAUUUUUCUCCUCUAUUUUUCUUGCAUGUUUGUUUUUCUCCAUUUGUUUCAAGCAACUGUAUACUGGCAAAUGGUAUGAAGUGGAAUGUUCUCAAUCCUAAAAAUCCUCAAAAUAAUUAAAAAAUAUUUAAAGCAGUAGUUUAAAAUGCACU
This is a messenger RNA of Rhopilema esculentum, 6822 nucleotides long. RefSeq names its product galanin receptor type 1. Gene Ontology annotation, cellular component: plasma membrane. Lineage: Eukaryota; Metazoa; Cnidaria; Scyphozoa; Rhizostomeae; Rhizostomatidae. The record is from RefSeq and is a predicted model, not a curated record. Gene Ontology annotation, molecular function: G protein-coupled receptor activity. Gene Ontology annotation, biological process: G protein-coupled receptor signaling pathway.